Oppiella nova is the source of this 611-nucleotide messenger RNA. The record is from the annotation of a GenBank genome assembly. Lineage: Eukaryota; Metazoa; Arthropoda; Arachnida; Sarcoptiformes; Oppiidae.
AUGCCUCGCUAUAACGCCGAUGAGAGGCUACUGUACCCCUGGAACGACACCAAUAUCCAGAUAUUCCUGUCGAAAGCCAAGUGCUUCGUCGACCAGUACAGCGCCUACUUUGACCAGUCCAUCCAUAUGAAUUUGGAUGGCAUGAAGACCUUCGAGGAGGACAUCGGCGACAUCGCCGGUCUUAAGGCAUCAUUCAAUGCAUUCAAUCGCAUAGUCACCCAAAACCUCAACAAAAUCUAUAACGACAUCAAACUAUUGCCAAACUUUUCGCAAUACACGCCGCAGCAGCUAUUUUUCCUAUCAUACGCACAGAAGUGGUGCCGUUAUAUAACCCCAACUCAAGUGAGAAUUAAGAUCUUAAGGGGAGUCCACUCGCCCGAGAAGUACAGAGUGAACGGCGCUCUCUCCAACUUUGCUGACUUUUCCCACGCGUUUGACUGUCCAGUAGGCAGUGCCAUGAAUCCAGGCGUCAAGUGCGAGAUGUGGUAGAGACUAAUGGACACGGGUGCUUUUAGUGAUACCAAUUUAAUACACUUAACAACUAAGCUAUAAAACUUAUACACUCUAUACUGUAUAUAUAAUAUAUAUAUAUUUACUGUACUAUAUGAGAC